ACUCAUUGUUAUUGAAGCAAUUGCGAGUAACGGUUCGUGUUGGUUGUGACUGGAAACAAAUAAAAAAAAAAACAAAUGCAGUAAAGCUCAAACUUGAAACGAAAAUUAUUUGAAAUAAGAAAACAAAUAACAAAUAAACGACAUAUUUCCUAUAAAAAACUGAAGCUUAAACUUGAAAAGAAAAUUAUUUGAAAUAAGAACAAAUAGAUAAUAAAAAAUAAACAAUAUAUUUGUGCAUAUUUCCCAUAAAAAACUGUCUAGUUGGAAAGCACAACAAAUAAAAGAUAUUUAUCAAAACACAUUUAAAGCACCGUAAACAGGACGAUAGAAAAUGAAUUUAUCUUUUGCUGGCUGUGGUUUCCUUGGAAUCUAUCAUGUCGGCGUUGCUGUUUCAUUUAGAAAGUACGCCCCUCAUUUGCUUCUAGAGAAAAUUGGAGGCGCCUCCGCUGGCUCCCUGGCAGCAUGUUGCCUGCUCUGCGAUUUGCCACUGGAUACCAUGACUUCGGAUUUCUUCCGGGUGGUAAACGAGGCGCGUCGGCACUCGCUCGGGCCUUUCAGUCCGUCGUUUAAUAUACAGACCUGCUUGCUGGAGGGUCUCCAGAAGCAACUGCCCCUUGACGCACAUAAGCGGGUCAGUGGUCGCUUGCACAUCUCGCUGACGCGGGUUUAUGACGGCCAAAACGUGAUCAUCUCGGAGUUUGAGUCUCGAGAAGAGGUGCUCCAGGCCCUGCUCUGCGCCUGCUUUAUUCCCGGUUUCUCAGGAAUUUUGCCUCCGCGCUUCCGGGGUGUGCGUUACAUGGACGGUGCAUUCUCGGACAACUUGCCCAUCCUAGAUGAAAACACAAUUACUGUCAGCCCUUUCUGUGGCGAAAGCGAUAUUUGUCCGCGAGAUCAGAGCUCGCAGCUAUUUCAUCUCAACUGGGCCAACACAAGUAUCGAAAUUUCACGGCAAAAUAUUAACCGCUUUGUACGCAUUCUAUUCCCGCCAAGGGCAGAGUUCCUCUCAACGUUCUGUCAACAGGGAUUCGAUGAUGCACUGCAAUUUCUGCAUCGCAACAACUUAAUCAAUUGUCGACGUUGCAUAGCUGUUCAGACCACAUUUGUGGUAUCCGAAACCAUUGCAGUGCCGCAAGACUUUGAUGCAGAGUGUCACGAAUGCAAAAAGCAUCGAAAGGAUGCUUUGAGCUCAAACAUGCCUGAGACUGUGCUCGAUGUCAUUCAAGACUACAUAGAACAGGCAAACAAAGGUUUAGCCAAUUGGAUCUUCAAGCAUCGCGGCGUUAAAUUGCUCUCGCUGCCAGCCACUGUACCAAUGGACUUUUUUUUGGCCACAAUAUCAAAGCUCACGACCUUAACGCCAAAACUGACUAAACAAAUGCGACACCUAGUUGAGGAGUUUAUUGUACAGCUAAACAAUACUAUGCAUGUUCGUUUCCUCAACAGAUUCACACUUUACGAUCAGCCGCAUUUUGACACAACUGCUCUGAUGCACUCCAAGCAUUUGUAUGGACCACAAGUUUCAAUAAUUGUCGAUGAAUGUGGCGCUACACCUUUGGAUAGCGAUGUCGAUCAAGUUCUUCAGAUGAGCACGCAUAACGACACUCUAUAUGCCUAUUAUUACUCAGAUAAUAAUACCAACAAUGCUCAAGUGACUGAAAUUUUUGAUAUCGAUGACUUGACAAACAAUGAGUUGCAAAUACAUAAAGGGUCGAUCGAGGAAUAUUCUAAUGCGCAUCAGGACUAUCACAAUACUUUAGUCAGUGAAUGGAGUGACCUUGAAUCAGUAAAAGUUAUGCCAAAGACACCUGAAUUACACGAUGUUGCCUUUUAAAGCCUUCAUAGAUCAAAAAAGUUGCAUAAAAUAGUUUUUAACCUUCUAUUCGAGAAAUUAAAUCAAUUAUUAAAAGAUGAUCAAACGCCUAGCUUUCCCAACUUCGAAAGGUAUCAUGAGGCUGAUUUGUACAUAGAAAUUUGAUAAGAAAUAUUUGAUGUAAUGCAGGUUUAGUCUUUAUAUAAUGUAACGACGCCAAAGUGGCUUGUAGCCAAUCAAUUAUUUCAUUUAAAUUUUAUUAUAAAAUAUAUAACAUAUUAUAUUUAAAAAUUAAGUUAAUAACCCAGUACCUAAAUUUAAACUAUUUAAGAUUACAUAUCCCAAAUAUACAGUAUGAUAUAUUUGUAAGAAAUCGUAAGAACUAAGUUGAGGUAACAUAUAAUAAAUUUGUAUUAAACAUUGGGUAAAAAAAAAACACUAUUCAAAUGGUUAAUUUUUCUCCAAAUGCUUAGAAUCUAAUCAUAUUUUAGGAAAGACUUGCUUGUUUACCAUAUACCUCUUAUAUGUGAAGAUAUUUACUUACGUAUUUUAUUCAAAAUAUUAAAAUCACAAUUAAAAUAUGUUAAAACAUUGAAAAACUGCAUCUUUGUACUUCUGAAACCCGAAUAUCUACUCAGCUAUAACUUUCAUUAGCAUUUUAUAAAACAUACCGAUCUUAUGUGAACUAUAUAGUAUAGAAGUCCGCUUCGGCAGAAUUCGACGUAUGUACAUCAUGCAGCAAAAAUACGGAUGUCUCACGUUUCAUAAAGAUUGUUUUUUACUUUGCAUACUGAAGCUUUUCAAAAAUAUUUGUACUUUCAGGGAUUGGAUAUGACAUCUUUAAUGUAUUAAAAUCGUUAUGAUAUAGCUAAUUCUCAAAACAAGUGCCGACCUGCACAUAGCUGAAGGUGCUUGCAGUUUAAUAUAUAUGUAUAUGGCUUUGCGCUUUUCUGUGACACACGUCUCUGCUCGAAAUGAGAACUUAUAUGCAUUUCUAACAGAAAACCAACAAUAGACCAACCUUCUCAUCUUUGAAGUUCAUUAAAACGCAUCGAACAUUUUUCAUUGGCUUCUUCUCUUCAUAUUAAGCGAAAUCAUUAACCUUUUUUUGAAAACCCAAUUUUAGUGUCAUAAGCAAAAAUGUAGCAAUAAUAUUAACUGAUUACUGCUUAGCAUUAUUCAGAUUUCGAAAAGUUUUUAAUUAUUCUAGCGAAUUAUUUGGUUAAUUUUAACUUUCAAUCAGCCUUUGAUAUAUGUAUUUUGUGUUUUUUUUUUUUAAUACUUUAAAUAAGUCCACUUAAUAGUUGAAAAUGGAGAAUGAAAUAAAAGUCAAUAAUAAAAUAAUUUUUUUUGCAAAAGAAAUUAGAAAACUUGAA
This is a messenger RNA of Drosophila grimshawi, 3186 nucleotides long. RefSeq names its product 1-acylglycerol-3-phosphate O-acyltransferase Pnpla3. The coding region runs from base 332 to 1831 and encodes 499 amino acids. Gene Ontology annotation, biological process: triglyceride catabolic process; lipid homeostasis. The record is from RefSeq and is a predicted model, not a curated record. Gene Ontology annotation, cellular component: lipid droplet; membrane; cytoplasm. NCBI's taxonomy places the organism in Eukaryota, Metazoa, Arthropoda, Insecta, Diptera, Drosophilidae. The transcript has 8 exons. Gene Ontology annotation, molecular function: triacylglycerol lipase activity.